Messenger RNA from Oncorhynchus masou masou (cherry salmon), 3370 nucleotides. RefSeq names its product F-box only protein 10-like. NCBI's taxonomy places the organism in Eukaryota, Metazoa, Chordata, Actinopteri, Salmoniformes, Salmonidae. The coding region runs from base 224 to 3178 and encodes 984 amino acids. Gene Ontology annotation, molecular function: protein binding. Gene Ontology annotation, biological process: ubiquitin-dependent protein catabolic process; regulation of apoptotic process. The record is from RefSeq and is a predicted model, not a curated record. The transcript has 13 exons.
GGGCGUCCCUGGUUGGUUUCCAUGGCUUGCCUUGCCGUAAAGUGAGGGAAAAUGUCUGAUUCCUGUCAGUGUUUCUAUUCUUGAUCCCGAACCAGGCGUUGUUCCGAUAUAUCUCAAGAAGCAUGGCUAUUACAGCUAUAUACCUAGUUAAAAACCACGCUGGGAUGUGCGGUGCUUCAUCCAAGGGACUUUAACACGGGUGUCCACCCUCCCUAUCAGAGCCAUGUCACUGGGCAGCAGGGGAAGCAGUAGCAGCAGCGGAGGUAGAGGUGUCCACCUCCCAGUGGAGGUGUGGCGAGUGGUCCUGGCCUACCUCCCCCUCCCAGAGCUGGGCCGUUGCAGCCUGGUGUGCAGGGCCUGGAGAGAGCUGAUCCUCUCCCUGGAUAACACCCGUUGGAGACAGCUCUGCCUGGGCCUGCCCGAGUGUCCUCGACACCCCAACUGGCCCAGUCGGCCCCACCUGGAGCCCUCAUCCUGGAGAGAAGCCCUGAGGCAGCACGCCAUCGCCAGCCGUACCUGGUCCCGUCACGCCCACCCUGAGCUCCAGCCCUCCGCCUGCCUCCACCUGUUCCGUCGGAGGAAGGAGAGGAGGGUGUGGCAGGUGGGGUCGGGGCUGGAGCUGGAGACGCUGAGGGGGGCGUUGGGGGUCGCUGGCUCGUACGACCGGGUGGUGCUGCACCCCGGGGUGUAUGAGGAGCAGGCAGAGUUGGUGCUGAAGGUGCCUGUGGAGGUGGUGGGGUUAGGGAGGCUGGGGGACGUGGCUCUCCUGGUCAGUCUGGAGCAGCAGUGUCCCACAGCCAGGCUGUCCAACCUGGUCUUCAUGCCUGCAUGGUUCUCCACCGUUGUAUACAAGACGUCGUCAGGUCACGUCCAGUUGGACAACUGUAAUUUCGAGGGAGCUCAGCUGCAGAUCCAAGGGCCAGGAACUUGCCACGCUCGUUUCUGCUCAUUCUCACAGGGAAGCUCCACCCACUUCCUGGGCGUGGCCCUCAGCCUGUUGGAUAGCUGUGAUUUCUCAGGAAGUGAUUCGGCGUCCGUGACGGUUGAGGGCGCUCCAGUGAUUGAGCGGAACUGGGCCUGUAAACACUUGGCCUCUCUGGCCCGAGUCACCACAUCCUGGACCUCGCCUGGGAGCGGUAGCCCAGCUGGGGACACCUUGGGCGGGCAUUCAGGAGCCACACAGCCCCCUGGGGCUACCGUCACCCUGGAGGACUGGAGCAAAGGAGAAACAGAGAGCAGGAGGAGAGGAGGAGGAGGAGGAGGGGAGGAAGGAGUGUGUCAGGAGACGGUGAUUGAGGACGGCUGGAGCGACAGCGCUCUUAGUGACGAGGAAGAGGAGGAGGAGGAGGAAAAAGGAGAGGAAGGUUCAGGACAAGGCAACAACAGUCUAAACUACAGACUGGCCCACAGUCACCACGGCCUCUCUCAUCUCCUCAGACCCAACCAGGACGACUUCCCCUCGCUGACCCCUGAAGUCCGAACCCUGACCGAGGAGCUACAACGCGACCCCGGGGCCCAGGCGCUGAUCGAGACAGUGCAGGGGUGCGUGCUGAGGCGCUGCCUGUUUCGGGACGGCAAGGGCGGCGUGCACGUGUGUAACCACGGAAACGCCAGGUUGGAAGGAAACGUGUUCCGGGGACUGACCUAUGCCGUGCGCUGCAUCCAGAACGCCACGAUUGUGAUGCUCCGUAAUGAGGUGUGUGAGUGUCGUGCGUCGGGCGUUUUCCUGCGUCUGUCGUCUCAGGGUCUGAUCGCUGACAACAACAUCCACUCCAACGGGGAGGCGGGGCUUGACAUCCGCAAGGGGGCGGACCCCAUCAUCCUGUGUAACAGAAUACACAGCGGUUUGCGGUCCGGCAUCGUGGUCCUUGGCAACGGGAGGGGUUCCAUCCGGAGCAACCAGAUCUACAACAACAAGGAAGCAGGAGUUUAUAUUCUGUUCAACGGGAACCCUGUGGUCAGUGGUAACCAUAUCUUCCAGGGUCAGGCAGCAGGGAUUGCUGUGAAUGAGAACGGCAGAGGGGUGAUAGUCGAGAAUGUGAUCCGGGAGAACCAGUGGGGGGGUGCAGACAUCAGGCGGGGGGGCGACCCGGUCCUGAGGAACAACUACAUCUGUCAUGGCUACUCUGACGGGGUGGUAGUGGGGGAGAGAGGCCGUGGACUCAUAGAGGGAAACCACAUCUACAGCAACAAGGGCUGCGGUGUGUGGUUGAUGUCCUCCAGCCUCCCUCAGCUGCUGGGAAACUACAUUACCCAUAACCGCAUGUACGGGCUGGCCGUGUUCUGCCGGAAGGACCCUGACGGGGGCGGGACCAGGGAAGUGGGGCAGGAGGGAGGAGGAAGAGGAGGUGGACAGGAUAACUUCCAUGAGGAAGGAGAGCUGCUGGCGUGGGAAGGUGACCUCGACAGCGAGGACGAACGUCUCUCCGCUCGGCGAUCCAUCAGCACGGCUCUGGUGGAGGGAAACCGCAUUAGCCGCAAUGGAGCGGUUGGUUUAUACGUGAAGAGCAGUGAACCGCUGAACGUCGUUGCUAACCUAGUGAACGGUAACCGUGGCGCCGGUGUUGCCGUGCUACAGAGUGGUCAGCUGACUCGACUAGUUGCUAACUGCGUCCAUGGAAACGGUCGCGGUGGCGUCACAGUGGAGAGGGAGUGUCGGGUGGAACUCCGCGGCAACGGUGUGUAUGACAACGGCGGCCAUGGCGUUAGUUUCCGGGGCGAUGGACAGGUGGUGGAGAACGACGUGGUGGGUAACCGUGGUUACGGGAUACGGUUGUCGGACAGCGCCGACGUCAAGGUGUUGCGUAAUCGAGUCCAGCCGGUGCAGGGGUGUGGCAUCGCCGUGCUGGGGCCGGCAAAGGCCGUCGUCCACGACAACCUGGUGUUCCAGGGUCACCCCGGCAACGUCAAACCCCCGCUACACCGCGACCCCGGCAACGUCGGCAGCGCGCUGCGCAACAACAGCGUGCUGAAACAUAGCAACAGGACGUGUUCCUCUGCCCCUCCCUGGGUUUUGGAGAACCCUCACCCCCGCCCCCUUUCUGACCGCCCCUCAUCCCUCCCCCCCUCCUCCUCCUGUCACCCCUCCCACUUUGCCAUCUCCAUGACUACCAGGAUCACCGCCACCGUCGAGAGCGGUUGCCAUAACAACGGCAGCGUCUUCUGCACCAUCCUCUGAGGCCCUAGCAACCUCGCCCUGAAGACGGAUUGGAUGACCUCCUCACCAGGGGUCAAGAGUUCAACCUCUCCUGUCUCGAGACAUUCUGUUUUCUUAGAACAUUUCCUCUGACAUGUUGAUCUAGGAACACUUGAACUCAGCAGAUGUUGUGGAAUGGCUGCCUGUCCUGGGGGUUAUAGAACGUUGUCCUCC